Messenger RNA from Ylistrum balloti, 1794 nucleotides. RefSeq names its product heat shock 70 kDa protein 12A-like. Lineage: Eukaryota; Metazoa; Mollusca; Bivalvia; Pectinida; Pectinidae. The transcript is spliced from 5 exons. The record is from RefSeq and is a predicted model, not a curated record. Bases 1 to 1794 code for a protein of 597 amino acids.
AUGGCUCGACGUGGUGGUGAUCAUUUGGUGGUGGCCGCCAUAGACUUUGGAACUACCUACUCUGGAUACGCUUACUCCUUUAGAGACGAUAUCCGUAAAACUCCAUUAAAAAUCUACACAAACCAACAGUGGACUGAUCCGGAAACCAACCUGACGACAUUUAAAACUCCAACAUCGAUCUUGUUUGACAACAACAGAAAAUUCAAGUCAUUUGGAUUCGCCGCGGAAUCAGAUUACAAAGACUUAAUUGAAGAUGAAGAACAAGAAGGUUGGCGUUUCUUUAGAAGAUUCAAAAUGAGUCUUUAUCGUGAGAUGAAAACAGACCAGGCCGGCGGUGAGUACGGACGUCCCCAGAGACGAUUAGGCCGAAACCUGAAACUCAAAGACGCACAAGAUAAAAGAAUGUCAGCUAUGGAUAUCUUCAGUGCUGCUAUAGGUUUCCUUAAAGGCCAUUUUCUCUCGGCGUUAGAAAAUUCUAUUAAGGGUGCUAAAGAAGAGGAUGUUCAUUGGGUAUUGACUGUGCCAGCAAUCUGGUCUGAUGCAGCAAAGCAAUUCAUGCGGGAAGCUGCAAAACAGGCCCAUAUCCUUGAUCAUCAACUGACCUUGGCAUUAGAACCAGAAGCUGCCGCCAUCUAUUGUAAGGAAAUUUUCAUAAAGACAACAGCAGAGACUGGAAGCUCCAAAGGCUUAUCGGUAUUUACACCGGGGGAACAGUUCCUUCUAUUGGAUAUUGGAGUCGACAUCACAUGUCAUGAAGUUAUGAUCGACGGUACUCUGAAGGAAAUACAUCCACCAACCGGAGGGCCAUGGGGUGGAACCGUUGUAGACAAAGCCUACUUCGACUUCUUGCAGGAUUUAGUUGGGGAGGAUGUAUGGAUGUAUUUCAUGAAAGAAUACCAAUCUGAUGAACUUGAACUUGAGAGAAUGUUUGAAAUGAAAAAAAGGCAUCUUAAAGAGGAUGCACAUACAAUCAUUAGAGUAGGACUUAACCUCAUGCAAAGCUACACUAACGUACGGAACUGUAGUCUUGAAGAGAUGCUGUCUGCGGAAACAUCGAAAUAUUUCGGGAAAGUACAAGUUAAGAAAGAGAAGCUGAAAAUUCAGAACAGUUUAAUCAAAGAAUUCUUCCUAGAUCCAAUUAACGCGAUUGUUGAACAUCUUGAGCGUCUUUUCAGAAAGAGAUCUAUGGAUCAUGUUUCUACUAUCUUAAUGGUUGGUGGCUUUGCCGAGUCAGAACUCAUGAAACAAAAAAUUGAGUCAUCUUUCCCAGGUAAGGAUGUCAUCCGUCCGGUUGACGCAAACCUGGCUGUGCUGAAGGGAGCGGUGCUGUUUGGACAUUCCCCAGGGGCUAUUUGUGAGCGGGCAAGUCCGAGGACAUAUGGAAUCGGUAUAAGUGUACCAUUCAAUGAUGGGGUGCACUUACCGAAGACUUUCCAUAUCACUGAAGGACGGAAAAUGUCCACCGAUAUUUUUCAAGUAUUGGUGAAAAUCGGCCAACCAGUCAUAAUGGGAAAGACCAAAGUAGAGCAUGUAUGCAGUCCGUCCAAUUCCAAUGAUACCAUGGCUACAGUGGAAGUGUAUGAAUCCACGGUAGAAAGUCCAAGAUAUACAUUUGAUCCUACUUGUCGCAAGUUAGGAGAGUUACAUGUGAAAAUACCGGACACGUCCAGAGGAAAAGCCCGAAAGAUUGUUGUGGUGAUGCAUUUUGGUUUUACGGAACUUAAAGUUACAGCGACGGAGGAAGGUACAAACAACAAAGCCGAGAUUAAGUUUGAUUGCCUGAGUACAAGUUGA